AUGGGGAGCGAGAGCAAUCGCAGCGGCGCGGACCGGACGGUGGGGGAGGAGGAGAAGAAGAAGCGCGGGGAGCUGUUCGAGGUGCCGGAGAUCAAGUUCACCAAGCUCUUCAUCAACGGAUCCUUCGUCGACGCCGCCUCAGGCCGGACGUUUGAGACCAGGGACCCGCGCACAGGGGACGUCAUAGCCACCGUCGCCGAGGCUGACAAAGUGGACGUGGACUCGGCAGUGAGGGCAGCCAGGGACGCCUUCGAUCAUGGCGAGUGGCCACGCAUGUCUGGAUCCGAACGGGGGCGGAUCAUAGCGAGGUUCGCCGACCUGGUGGAGCAGCACGCGGACGAGCUGGCGGCGCUCGAGAGCCUGGACGCCGGGAAGCACCCGGCCAUCACCAAGGCCGUCGACUUCGGGAACGCCUUGGGAAGCCUGCGGUACUUCGCCGGCGCGGCCGACAAGAUCCACGGCGAGACGCUCAAGAUGCAGGCGCAGUUCCAGGGGUACACCCUGCGCGAGCCGCUCGGCGUCGCCGGGAUCAUCAUCCCCUGGAACUUUCCCUCCACCAUGUUCGCCAUCAAGGUCGCCCCCGCGCUGGCCGCCGGCUGCGCCAUGGUCGUCAAGCCCGCCGAGCAGACGCCGCUCAGCGCCCUCUACUUUGCCCACCUCGCCAAGCAGGCGGGGAUCCCGGAUGGCGUCAUCAAUGUCGUGCCUGGCUUCGGUUCAACGGCGGGAGCUGCACUCGCGUCUCACAUGGACGUUGACAUGGUGACUUUCACUGGAUCCACAGAGGUUGGGCGCCUCAUAAUGAAGGCCUCCGCGGAGAGCAACCUGAAGCCUGUUUACCUCGAGCUCGGCGGCAAGUCCCCGCUCAUCAUCUUCGACGACGCGGACCUCGACAUGGCCGUCGAGCUCGCCGUCAGCGCCAACUUCGUCAACAAGGGAGAAGCCUGCGUCGCUGCGAGCCGUGUGUACGUGCAGGAACGCAUCUACAGCAGAUUCGAGGAGAAAUUGGCAGAGAGGAUGAAGAGCUGGGUCGUGGGAGACCCUUUCAGUGAUCCUCGUGCCGACCAGGGCCCUCAGGUGGACAAGGUUCAGUAUGAGAGGGUGCUCAGCUACAUCGACCAUGGCAAGCGAGAAGGGGCCACUCUUCUGACCGGAGGGAGACCCUGUGGCCAGAAAGAGAAAGGUUACUACAUUGAGCCCACAGUUUUCACCAACGUCAAGGAGGACAUGGUCAUAGCAAAGGAGGAGAUCUUCGGACCUGUCAUGUGCCUGAUGAAGUUCAAGACGGUGGAGGAGGCGAUCGCUCGGGCGAACGACACUCGGCACGGGCUGGGCGCGGGGGUGGUGACCCGGGACCUGGACGUGGCGAACCGGGUGGUGAGGGCGGUGCGCGCCGGGGUGGUGUGGGUCAACUGCUACUUCGCCUUGGGCAGCGACUGCCCCUUCGGCGGCCGCAAGAUGAGCGGCUUCGGCAAGGACGAGGGCAUGCACGCGCUCGAUAAGUACCUCGCCCUCAAGUCCGUCGUCACCCCGCUGCGGGCCUCGCCAUGGAUGUGA
Molecule: messenger RNA, 1554 nt
Organism: Miscanthus lutarioriparius
Lineage: Eukaryota; Viridiplantae; Streptophyta; Magnoliopsida; Poales; Poaceae
Source: the annotation of a GenBank genome assembly